AUGACCAAGAUUCCAACUUUAUAUUAUUUCAACUCCAGAGGUAGAGGUGAAGGUACCCGUCUCUUACUUACUUUGGCUGGUGUAAAGUUUAAUGAUGUUCGUUACAAUAGUGCUUUGACACCAGAGAUUAGAUCCAAGACAACCUAUGGUACUCUCCCAUUCUAUGAGGAUGACGAUAUCCAAUUGGCACAAUCGUUAGCCAUCGAGAGUUACUUGGCUGGAAAAUUUGGUUUGGCUGGUGAAAGUCCAAUUGAAAGGGCCAAGAUCCUCUCUGUUUCCCAAGCAGCCAUCGAUUUUGUAUUGCCAAUCUUCCACUCGGAUACCGAUGAAAAGAAGAACAGAUUCAAAAACGACACACUUCCAAGACUGUUGAACUCGUACGAGAGACUUCUCAUCGACAACAGAAACACUACCAAUGAAGGUAAAUACAUCGUCGGAAACAAGCUAAGCUGGGCCGAUGUCAGUGUUUUCUAUGUCGUGGACUUCCUCCUUUUCAAAGGUUUCGGUGAAUUGGUCAACCAAUAUCCAGCUCUAAACUUUGCCAAGUCAAGCUUCGAGUCGAUUCCAGUCAUCAACGACUAUCUUCAACAACGUGCUCAAAAUAACAAUUAA
This is a messenger RNA of Heterostelium album PN500, 612 nucleotides long. RefSeq names its product glutathione S-transferase. NCBI's taxonomy places the organism in Eukaryota, Evosea, Eumycetozoa, Acytosteliales, Acytosteliaceae. Gene Ontology annotation, molecular function: glutathione transferase activity. The record is from RefSeq and is a predicted model, not a curated record. Gene Ontology annotation, biological process: glutathione metabolic process. The transcript is spliced from 3 exons. The coding region runs from base 1 to 612 and encodes 203 amino acids.